AUGCCUUGGAGCGAAGAACAUACGAUAGAUGAAAUACGGCUGAAAAAGUCAGCUUAUCAAUAUUUAUGUCAUUUAGAAGAAGCAAGAUUAUGGAUUCAGGAUUGCUUGAAACAAGAAGUAAAGCCUGUGAAAGAGUUUGAAGUACGGCUACGAAAUGGGGUUGUUUUAGCUAAGCUAGGAAAUCAUAUUGCUCCCCAUAUUGUACCGUUGAAAAAAAUAUAUGAUGUUGAUGAGGAAAUAUAUGGACGUUCGGGUCUUCAAUACCAUCACAUUGACAACAUCAAUCUCUGGAUAGCAGCUAUGAGCGCUGUAGGACUGCCAGAGCUAUUUUAUCCUAAUGCAUUUGAUGUAUAUGGAAAAAAGAAUAUGCCUAAAGCUGUGUACUGUAUACAUGCACUUAGUUUGCAUUUGUACAGAUUUGGUGAAGGGAUUAAAAUUUUAGACUUAUGGGGGAAAAUAAAAUUUUCUGAUGAAGAGAUCGAUUCAGUUAGUCUGGAAUUUACAAAUUCUAGAAUUCAACUUCCUUCUUUUAAAAAAAUUCGAUGUAUCUUAAAUAGCACAGUAAGCCAUACAAAUGUUAAUCUUAAUGCUGCAGUAAUCGCUAUUAACAUAGCAAUCAGCCAAGAAAAUUCAGAGAGCUUAUUAAUACGGCGCAAUUAUCUUGAGCGAAGAGCCAGAAAUUUAAAAAUAUUGAGAUCAGUGAAACUGAUUCAGCGUUGCUGGCGUGCUUUCAAGGUAAAGCAAAAUUUGAAACUUUUAACUCAUUCUUCCAGCCCUUCUUUAUCGCUAAUUCGGAACAUUAUAUGUAUGCUAGAAAUAAGUAAUGAUGAUUAUUCUGAAGAAUUAAGAUUGCAUAACCUACAAAGUGAGGUCAUUCAUAUCAUUCGUUACAACCAAGAUCUUUUAAAGGAACUCGAUGAAAUGGACCUAAAAAUUGGACUUUUAAUUAAAAAUUAUAUCACACUAGAAGAACUUGUAUCUCAAAAAAAGUCAAAGGAAAAAAACAAAUUAAAAGAGAGUUCAGAUAAAAAUCUUAACAACUUUUCUAGAAUGCAUCAAGUUUUUAUUGAAAAAUUCGAGAAUUUAUUAUAUUUGUUGCAAACAGAUCCAAAUUAUUUAGCAAAGCUCAUUAUUGCCUUGCCAAUUAAUGAAGCAAAUUCUUUUGUGGAAUCUGUCGUCUUUGCAAUUUAUAAUUAUGGGUCUACACCACGAGAAGAAUUUUUUCUCUUAAAAUUGUUACAUAAAGCACUUGAAGAAGAAAUUAUCUUCAAAGUUGAUAAAUUGAGUGACAUGAUAAAAGAUGAUCGUUUUGUUGUAAAGAUCGUACUGUCUUUAUAUCGUAAAAUUUAUCAGCCAGAAAAUUUGAAAACUUUGUUUCAACCUCUGCUUCACUUAAUUUUGAAAGAUAAUUUUCUAUUAUAUAGUCUAAAUCCUAUAGAUAUAUAUAGAGUAUGGCAGAAUGAAAUAGAAAUAGAAUCUGGAAAAAAAUCUGAACUUCCAUACGAUGUUACCGUUGAGGAAGCCCUUUGCCAUGCAGAAGUAAAUCAUCGUUUUAACACAUUGCUUGACAGGUUAGUGACAUAUGCAGUUAAAGUUUGUAAUGCUAUUAUAAAUAGUCAAAAUAUUCUUCCAUAUGGUAUCAUGUAUAUGGCAAAAAUAUUAAAGGAAGUUUUAAUGAAAAAAUUUCCCUAUGCUUCCAAAAAAGAACUCUAUCAAAUAGUUGGGAAUUUCGUGUAUUAUCGCUUUAUCAAUCCGAUAAUAAUUGCACCCGAUGCUUUUGAAAUAUUAAAUAGUUUACCUGAUGAUAAUAUAAGUCACAAGGAUAGGAUGAAGCUCUCGCUCAUUGCAAAAUUUUUACAAUUUGCUGCUGUAGGAAAAGAAUAUUCUGAAGAUCAUUUAGUUUGUCUUAAUCCAUAUCUUAGAGAUUGUCAUGAAAAUUUGCUCUCAUUUUUUGAAGAGGUAUGCAAUAUUUGUAAUUUAGAAGAUCACUUUAAUAUAUGUCCCUUUUCCGAAGCACUCAUGACUACUCCCAAGGUAUAUUUGAAUCCACGAGAACUAAUUUCUUUGUACAAAUUAUUGACUAAAAAUGAGUAUAUCUUAGCGCCCGAUUCUUCCGACAUUUUACACGAAGUUUUGGAAGAAUUUGAUGUUGAAUUGCUUAAUGAUAUUUUGGAAAAGACAGAUGAAAAUAUUUUAUCUACCGAAUUGUGUCUUUCAUUAAAAUGUAACAACAAAUUUGAAGAUGAUACGAAUGAUGAGGAAAAAAUAUAUCUACAAACUAAAUUUAUGCUCAUUACUUUAAUGCAGGUUUUUCCUUCUCAAGAGUGCAUUUUAGAAUUCUUAAACUUGGAAAUGUCAAGUGAAAUGGCAAAAAAAUUUGAAGGUUUCUCUUUCACAAAACAGAUCAAUUCUAUGGGUUACAAUGCAACUGAUUCUGAAAAGUUCCAAAACUGGAAGACACUAUCUUCUUUUCAAAAAGCUUUACAGUAUAAUUUAAACAUAUUGGAACUUAAUGGCUAUGUCUCGAUAAAAAACAACUAUCAAGAUAUAUUAAAUGAUAUAGCUGAAGACAUAGUGAACCGUUGGAAAUACAGAAUUAGUCGUAAAAAUGAAAUAGAAAAAUUAUUAGAAAUACUAAAGAAACUGAAAUCAAAACAGUUAUGUUAUUUUGAAAAGCUUGAUUAUUAUAAUAAAUACAUUGCUGUAUGUUUGGAAAAGUUCAAACUUGGAGAAAAACUUAUACACAGAAAAUUUCCGUGGAAACGAACAUCAGAUGGUAACUUAAAAAAUAAGGUUUUGAUAUAUUCUGGCUCUAAAUUACAUGAGAAAGGUAUAUUGCUAGAAAUUCAGGGUUUAACUAAAUGUCAAUUGAAAAAUAUUUUCUUUGAAAUCAGCUCUUCAGAGGAUCCUGGAAUUUUUAAUGUUAAAGUGAAAUUUAUGGGUAAAUAUUUGGAAACUGUUAUUGUUGACAUACAAGAUUUAUUAUCUUAUAAAUAUAAAGGUAUAGCUGUCAUCAAGCUAAAUGAAUGUGUAAGAAUCAAUAAUAAUUUCCUUCUUCAUUUAUUGAAUGUAAAAUUUUAUAAUGGAAAAAAGUGA
Molecule: messenger RNA, 3096 nt
Organism: Uloborus diversus
Lineage: Eukaryota; Metazoa; Arthropoda; Arachnida; Araneae; Uloboridae
Product: ras GTPase-activating-like protein IQGAP2
Exons: 2
Coding region: 1-3096 (1031 amino acids)
Biological process (GO): regulation of GTPase activity; regulation of actin cytoskeleton organization
Cellular component (GO): cytoplasm
Molecular function (GO): GTPase activator activity; actin filament binding; calmodulin binding
Source: RefSeq, a predicted model, not a curated record